UCAAAAUGGAAACAAAAGUACAGGACAAGAAUCGUGACCUGAUUCUGGACGCAAUAAAUCCAUUGCUAAAGGUUGAAAAUAUUUUCGGCUUCUUCAGAUUUCAAGUUCUAAAUGGUCGCAUGAAAAAAUCGAAUAAAAGAAUGAAAUUUUACGCAUUAUUUCUGAUAAGUGUAUUAUUCAUUGCUUACUCUAUUAUUUAUUUAAGUGAUGUUAUAUCUUCUAAGCAAAUGUAUAUUAAUGAAGUGGUAAUAGUACUGAUUUUGACACUACAGUAUGUUGUAUUGAUAGUUAAUGUUAUGUGUUCUAAUAAUAAGAACAUACUCAUAAUUGAAUCACUGGCUAAAAUAGAUUAUGGACUUGAACUUUCAAGCAAAAAUGUUUAUAAUAAAACUCGUCAGCAAGCAAUAAUAUUCUUGUCAGUAUUAUUUUGUCUAUAUACAACUAAUUUCGUAUACGAAUGUAUACAUUUGAGUGACUACAAUGUUUAUACUGGAGUGUUCCAUCAUGUCACUAAUAUCGCACGGCAUAUUGAGCUAGUUGUAUUCUAUGUUUUUGUGAAAUUAAUAAUAAUGCGUUUAGAUAUUCUGAACGAAUAUUUAAAACAAAUCAUUGACAUAAAAAGUGCAAACCAAUCCACCACUUACUCAAACAAUCAAUUGUCUCACAGCGUUCUUAUAAAUUGUAACAGUUGUUUUAAUAGAAUUUGGAAUAAGAACAAGAGAGAAAUUGUAUCAUUAGCUAAACUGUUUGAUUUUGUGGGAGAAACUACAAAUAAUUUGAAUGAAGUUUUCAACUACCAAAUAUUAAAUGCCCUCAUCUGUACAUUUGGAUUUACUAUCUUACUGUCUUGGAUGGCCAUUCAGUUAUACUUUUUUAAUAAAAAUAUCGAUGGAAUAAUAUCACUGAUUUUACAAUGUUUAUUUGAAGUGUCCUUUAUUGGUUUGAUAUGUUAUGUGUGUGAGGGCAUGAAUUUAAAACGAAAAUCUACUGGAAUGUUAGUAAAUAAACUUAUAAUGGAUUAUGAUCUUCCUCGUCAAAAGCGAAUUCAAGCGAAGGCGAAUGGGACUCCUCCAAGGCACGUAGCGUGCCUUGGAGGAGUCCCAUUUAAUAACAUGUAG
Messenger RNA from Bicyclus anynana (squinting bush brown), 1118 nucleotides. RefSeq lists its product as uncharacterized. The coding region runs from base 6 to 1118 and encodes 370 amino acids. NCBI's taxonomy places the organism in Eukaryota, Metazoa, Arthropoda, Insecta, Lepidoptera, Nymphalidae. Gene Ontology annotation, biological process: sensory perception of taste. The record is from RefSeq and is a predicted model, not a curated record. Gene Ontology annotation, cellular component: membrane. The transcript has a single exon.